ACGUAGUAGGGGCAGCCCUGUAAUUCGCGAGUGUGGUGGUAGGGCGUUGUUAGUGGUGGCAACGCGCAUUCGACGCACGUGCUUCGAAUAUCGAUUUUAAAACUUCGAAUAUCGAACGUUUUUGUUUACUUUUUUUAUUUGGAUUUUUUUUUUACUAAAGGCGUCAAAGCCGAGGAAGUGGUAGCAUUCGGUGCAUUCGACUCAGAAAGUGUUGUGAAUUAAAGUGAAUGACUGCUAAACCAGUGAUUGUUUUGUGAUUAGUGUGAAUAUUUGUUAAUUUUAGAAGACAACAGCAGCAAAAAUGCAUAGGUGGAGAUGGCCGCUCCUCUGUCUCCCGAUACUGCUGGCUGCGUCAGCGUGCGGCAGCGACAUCCUCAUGAUCACCAUGGGCGGCACCAAGUCACAUAAGAUGCCGUUCUGGGAACUAGCUAGAGGACUCAUUAGAAGAGAUCACAACAUCACGUUUAUCAGCGCGUUCCCAGCAGACUUCCACAUCACAGGGUUGGAGGAGAUCGCUCCUGAGGGUCUGGUCACCUAUGUGAGGAACUACAUGUCCUUCGACCUGGUAGGAGCGAGGAUGAGGGGAGAGGACCAAAUGCCUCUUAAAGAUGUUCUCCGGUAUGGUUAUGAGGCCUGUGACGCGUUCCUCAGCGACCCUGAGACGAGGUCCUUCCUCAGAUCAGGAAGGACUUUUGAUCUCGUUAUCCUCGACGGAACCUACCCUGAGUGCGCUCUGGGCAUCGUGUACAAGCUGAAAGUCCCGUUCAUGUACAUCAACACUGUUGGUUUCUACACCAUGCCCUUGACCAACUCUGGAAGCCCUGCACCGUACUCCGUCACCCCAUUCUUUGGCAAAGCCUUCACUGAUAACAUGGGCAUUUUCGACAGAGCCCUGAAUGCCAUCUUCCACGCUGCUAUCAUACCCUUCCACGCCUUCAGCAUGCAGAUCCUUCAAGGAGUUUUAAGAAGGAAUUUUGGCCAGCAAAUACCUCAUGUUUAUGAUAUGGCGAAGAAUGUGAGCUUCAUACUCCAGAAUGGGCAUUAUUCUGUGUCUUAUCCAAGACCUUACCUCCCUAAUGUGGCUGAAGUUGCCUGUAUCCAUUGCAAAGAGGCGAAACCACUUGAUCCGGAAAUCGAAGAAUGGAUCUCAGGGGCUGGUGAGACAGGCUUCGUCUACGUUUCCAUGGGUUCUUCUGUCAGAACAACGAAGAUGCCACUCUCUGCCCACCGUCUGCUGGUGGAAGCUCUGGGCAGACUACCACAGAGGGUGUUGUGGAAGCAAGAUGUAGAGCAGAACAUGACUGACAUACCUUCAAACAUCAGGCUGUACAAAUGGCUGCCACAGCAAGACUUGCUGGGUCACCCCAAAAUCAAAGCCUUUGUUACACACGGAGGUCUUCUGAGCAUGUUCGAGACGGUCUACCACGGCGUCCCCAUUGUCACCAUCCCAAUCUUCUGCGACCACGACUCCAACGCUGCUAAAGCUGAAGUAGACGGUUACGCCAAGAAACUCGACCUACAACACCUCACACCAGAGAAAUUAUACAAAUCCAUCCUAGAAGUAAUCAUAGAACCCAGAUACAAACAAGAAGUGAAGAAACGACAGGUCCUCUUGAGAGAUCAGAAGGAAACUCCAUUAGAAAGAGCCAUCUAUUGGACUGAAUACGUAAUUAGGCACAAAGGGGCUUACCAUUUACAGUCACCGGCAAAAGACAUGAACUUCUUCCAGUAUUAUUCUUUGGACGUUUUCCUUCUUGUUAUCUCAGUGCUCGUAACUUUAUACGCUCUUAUUUCUUACGCUUUAAGGUUGAGUUUCAACAGACUGAUAGGUUACGUGCAGAAGAAACAGAUGCAUCAAUUACUGGACAAGUCAAAUAAUCUGUUGACCAGUUCGAAGUUAUUAAGUCAAGCUGCGGCGACAAAGAAGAAAUUGUGAGCAACAAAAUGUAAUUUUUAAUAGAACAUUUUGUGACUGAGAAGGUACUUUAUAGAAUAGAGAUUGUUAUACAAAAAUGGUUCUUAUUGGACUUUGAAUUAGGUGAAGAUUUGAUUGUGAUCAGGUUAGUUGUAACUCGAUGAGUUCAAAUGAAUGUGAUCGAUGUUCAGUUUAUAAAAUGUAAUGUACAUAUAUUACCAGUGAUAUUAAAGUUAGUUCUGAUCCCCUUAGUGGGGG
Spodoptera frugiperda (fall armyworm) is the source of this 2173-nucleotide messenger RNA. RefSeq names its product UDP-glucosyltransferase 2 (gene Ugt50B3). The transcript has 7 exons. Gene Ontology annotation, molecular function: UDP-glycosyltransferase activity. NCBI's taxonomy places the organism in Eukaryota, Metazoa, Arthropoda, Insecta, Lepidoptera, Noctuidae. The record is from RefSeq and is a predicted model, not a curated record. The coding region runs from base 302 to 1936 and encodes 544 amino acids.